GCUUGUAGUAUCACGUGAUCCAAGUUUUCAUUUGAAAAAAUGGCGGCCGGUUCGAGAGUAAACACAGGACCGAGUCCACAUUCGCGGCUUCGAUCAGUGAAUAAUGCGCUCCUAAGAAGCUUACAGGAAAAUCAGGAGAAGGUUAGAUCAAUACUUAACGAUAUGAGCUACAAGCCGAAAGACUAUACCCGUAGCUUCAGUGCAGAUUCCAGUUUUACAGUCCGCGGUUUAGAUCGUACCCCCGUAGCCGUGAGAAAAAUUGAUUCGAUGGCAGCUUAUAGUAAAACAAGUAGUUCGACGCCUAAAAGCUUUAAAGACGCUCUUCGUGAGACCGGCAAUGAUAGAAGAAACAGAAAAGAUCUAGGAUUGGACAAGACGCCGUCUGCCUCCAUCUUGCUGACCCCUGCUAACCGCGCUAAAAAGACCCCCAAGAAAGGCCUUCGUGUCAGCUUUCAGACGUCAUUUGAUAAAGAGCGAGACAACAUUGAUGAUGACCUGAACAGACGGUCACUGCUCGGCUAUGAUUGGAUUGCUGGUAUACUUGAUAAUGAGUCAUACCUUGCAGAGAAGCAUGAUGAUUUUUUUGACGACUUGAAAGAAUUCAGGCGUGUAAACAAACAAGACUGCUUCAGCCAAGCUCUGCCUGAUUCUUUGCUGACACCAUAUCGAACCACUCCAAGGAAAAUUAAUGAAGAAUUUGAAGAGGAAAAAGAAGUGUACACUUGUGCAAACACAUAUCGACUGAAUGAGCGACUGUUUGCAGAACGUGUGCAUGAGCCUGACGUGGCUUGCAGUGUCUGCAAGUCACAACCAAAGCCGGAGUAUGAGAGUGAAGGCAGCUAUGUCAGAGUGAGCGUUCCUCGUUCAACCUUGCAGUCGCCAUACAAGAUCAAGCCCCACAGGCGUGUCAGCUUUGACCCAACGGACACAAUAGGGCUAUCCUCACACUGUCUUGCUGGAUGGGAAAGCUCAAAGCCGGCAGUAGUUCCACCUCAGUCAUCGCUAGACUUAAAGGCAUCACUGCACCAUUCCAGAGCAACCCUGGAUGCUUCAAGAAUUGGAAGAUUUUCUCCCCCAUCUCAGCACAGUACACAAGAGUUGUUAGAACACAGCGCUUUGAUGCGCUAUGGAUUACAAGUGCUGGACAAAGAGAGAGGCCCUUCUACACGCCCUCACACCACACCCUAUCCAGCAUACUAGACUGGAUGCUAUAGUGUAGAGUGGCAAAACCUUGUUCAUGUAUGCUUAGCUAUGGUAGUAAGAGCAUAGCUAGAGAGUGGUAAACAGAAAAAGGAAAAAAGCAUAGGAUACCACCUACUGUUUCACUAAAUAAGCUAAAUCACUUUUAUAGAUCCACUUCAAAGACAAUGACAAUGAAAUAUUUAUUGUUUUUAUAGCACCACAUUUUUUAUUGAUUGUAUAUUUAAGCUAAAAAGUAAUUAGAUUGUGUAAAUUCGAAAAUCAAACAAAGUGUUUAUUGAAAUAUUUAAAGGAGGACUUUUUAUUGAAAAAUAAUUGGUUUGUAAAAAAAUGAUCGAUCCUCCUUUCCUUCUAUUGGCAUGACUGAAAAAUGUAAAAUUAUGAAUCUGAUUAUAAUAAAUCCUGGAUUUUUUUAUUA
Molecule: messenger RNA, 1618 nt
Organism: Nematostella vectensis (starlet sea anemone)
Lineage: Eukaryota; Metazoa; Cnidaria; Anthozoa; Actiniaria; Edwardsiidae
Product: migration and invasion-inhibitory protein
Exons: 6
Coding region: 40-1200 (386 amino acids)
Biological process (GO): negative regulation of cell migration; negative regulation of G2/M transition of mitotic cell cycle
Source: RefSeq, a predicted model, not a curated record